Molecule: messenger RNA, 2090 nt
Organism: Mastomys coucha (southern multimammate mouse)
Lineage: Eukaryota; Metazoa; Chordata; Mammalia; Rodentia; Muridae
Gene: Lbp
Product: lipopolysaccharide binding protein
Exons: 15
Coding region: 280-1725 (481 amino acids)
Biological process (GO): lipopolysaccharide-mediated signaling pathway; positive regulation of macrophage activation; defense response to Gram-positive bacterium
Molecular function (GO): lipopolysaccharide binding
Source: RefSeq, a predicted model, not a curated record
UACCUCCAGGGAGUGUGGGGUUUCCCCCUCCUCCCUGCAAGGGAAAAUGGGCGUGGCUUAUCCCCUUGGAACCAGGCCCACCCUCCUAACCUGUGCAGCGGUAACAACAAUGACCCCGGUGGUGUCGCAAGCAGGUUCCAGUCCGUGGGCCUCUCUUUCCCGCUUCCAGGAGCCCGCCCUCCCUCAAGAACCGCCCCCUAGCCCUGGGCCUUGGCUAGUUAAAGACACCAGAGCCAGCCCACAUUGUCACAAUCCUCAGUCCCCCACAGAGCAUCCAGGAUGAAGGCUGAGAAGGGGCCUCUACUGUCUACAUUGCUGGGGCUGCUGCUCCUAUCUAUACCAGGGACUCGGGGUGCCAACCCCGCCCUGGUGGCCAGGAUCACCGACAAGGGCCUGGAAUACGCGGCCAAGGAGGGGCUGCUGGCUCUACAGAGAGAGCUGUACAAGAUCACACUGCCUGACUUCAGCGGAGACUUCAAGAUCAAGGCCGUGGGCCGUGGGCACUACGAGUUUCAUAGCCUGGAGAUCCAGAACUGUGAGCUGCGUGGCUCCUCCCUGAAGCCGCUCCCAGGCCAAGGCCUGAGUCUCGCCAUCUCUGACUCUUCCAUUGGCGUCCGAGGCAAAUGGAAGGUGCGCAAAUCCUUCCUGAAACUUCACGGCUCCUUUGACCUGGAUGUCAAAGGUGUCACCAUUUCGGUGGACCUCCUCUUGGGCAUGAAUCCCUCAGGGAGGCCCACAGUCGCCGCCUCUGGGUGCAGCAGCCGCAUUUCUAAUUUGGAGGUGCACAUAUCGGGAAAUGUGGGGUGGCUGCUGAAUCUCUUCCACAACCAGAUCGAGUCCAAGCUCCAGAAAGUAAUGGAGAGUAAGGUUUGUGAGAUGAUCCAGAAGUCUGUGACCUCUGACCUGCAGCCUUAUCUCCAAACUCUGCCAGUCACUGCGGAGAUCGACAGUGUCCUGGGCAUUGACUACAGUUUGGUGGCGGCUCCUCAAGCGAAGGCCCAGGUGCUGGAUGUGAUGUUUAAGGGUGAAAUUUUUAAUCGGAAUCACCACUCCCCGGUUGCUACACCCUCUCCGGCCAUGAGUCUACCUGAGGACAGUAAACAAAUGGUCUACUUUGCCAUCUCAGAUCAUGCCUUCAACAUAGCCAGCCGGGUUUAUCACCAGGCUGGGUACCUGAACUUUUCCAUUACAGAUGACAUGUUACCGCCUGACUCCAACAUCCGGCUGAACACCAAGGCCUUCCGUCCCUUCGCUCCCCAGAUAAGCAGAAAGUACCCCGACAUGAACUUGGAGCUCCUUGGAACAGUGGUCUCUGCCCCGGUUCUGAAUGUCAGCCCUGGGAAUCUGUCCUUAGCCCCACAGAUGGAGAUUGAAGGCUUUGUGAUCCUGCCCAGCUCUGCCCGGGAACCUGUCUUCCGCCUUGGCGUGGUCACUAAUGUAUUUGCCUCACUAACUUUCAACAACAGCAAGGUCACCGGGAUGCUGCAUCCAGACAAGGCACAAGUGAGACUGAUCGAAUCCAAAGUCGGCAUGUUCAAUGUGAACCUGUUCCAGGCAUUCCUCAACUACUACCUUCUCAGCAGCCUCUACCCUGAAGUCAACGAUGAGCUGGCCAGGGGCUUCCCCCUUCCUCUGCCAAGGCGUAUUCAGCUCCACGACCUCGACUUCCAGAUCCUCAAGGACUUCUUAUACUUGGGUGCCAAUGUCCAGUACAUGAGAGUCUGAGGACAAGAAGAAAGAUGGGCCUCAGAGGCCACAGCUGGACCUGCCAUUUGUAAUUCCAGAUGUGCAGCACAUCUCUGGAGAGUCUCGAAAUACAAAGAUGUUUCUGUUCCUGGCUCUGGUGGACCCUGCCCCCACAGUCCUCUUCACCAGGUGCACCCUUGACCUCGACUUGACUCUGUCCUCCAGGAAGGGCCCCUCCCCUCACUGACCUCUCCAGGAAGGGCCCUCUCACACCACUGCUUGGGAGACCUGGAAUCACUUUAAGACCAGGCACUGUGGUUUUAAAUUCACCAUCCAGCCUUCAUGUCUGACAGAGUGCUGGCACUUAGUAGGUCCUCAAUAAAUAUUUAUAGAAUGCCAUGACA